AUGUCAAAUAUUUUUGUGUUCGACGACAAAAUCGAGUUGGCCGAACAUUGUUUUCGGGAAGCGAACAAAUCACGGAGGUCCUCGUCGAAAUGUCAACAUCGUAACAAGUCGAUUAUAAAUUUGCCGUGGAGACUUGCUAUCAAAAUACCCAAGAUUCCCAAAUUCCUAUCGUUCGAUGCAAGAAUGUCGAGAAAUGCAAGAGUCAUCAUGUCGGUCAUCCGAACUCGGACUCUUCAAGAAGUCUUUGAAGAGUCUAAAAUGGUGAUUUCGCAACUGACUGAAGAGGAAAUCCUUGAAUUCAAAGAAGCCUUUUUGCUGUUUGAUAAGGAUGGUAAUGGAACGAUCUCGAUCAAGGAGCUCGGAGUCGCAAUGAGAGCUCUCGGGCAGAACCCAACAGAACAACAAAUGCUCGAAAUCAUUCAAGAUGUGGAUUUGGAUGGAAACGGCCAAGUCGAAUUCCCCGAGUUUUGCGUCAUGAUGAAGAGAAUCAUGAAAGACACAGACAGGGAAAUGAUUCGAGAAGCAUUCAAAGUGUUCGAUCGCGAUGGCAACGGGGUCAUCACUGCUCAAGAAUUCAAGAUUUUUAUGAUCAACAUGGGAAUGUGUUUCGACGAGGCUGAAGUUGAGGAAAUGAUGCGAGAGGUCGAUUGCGACGGCAAUGGAGAAAUCGACUAUGAAGAGUUUGUUAAAAUCUUUACCUAA
This is a messenger RNA of Caenorhabditis bovis, 702 nucleotides long. The record is from the annotation of a GenBank genome assembly. NCBI's taxonomy places the organism in Eukaryota, Metazoa, Nematoda, Chromadorea, Rhabditida, Rhabditidae.